AUGAGUUCAAAAGAUAUAUUGCAGUACAAAAAAUCUUCAAAAAUAACGGGGAAUUUCAAAGCUAGCUCGCAAGUUCCACUACUUUUCAGUUUUGUUUCAUUGUUUGAAACAAAGAAAAACAAAUUUUUCAUAAAAUCUAAACUUUUCAGAUCAUUUUGCCUAGUUUACAAUAAAGAAGGACCUAAAUUGGGUUCAGGCUACGAAGCAAAAGACAUUACAGCUACAAUUUUUUCAGAGACCAAACAAAUUCGGAUGAAGACUGAAAACUCUCAUUUCUCAGUCAUAAUAACGUUGAAGCCAGAAAAUGAUGAGGAUUUCCAAAGUUUGCGUAAAAAAAUCAAAGAAGCUAUUGAGAAUACUACUGAGAAUACUACUGAAAAAGCCCCUUCAAAAGAUGAAAAGAAUUUUGAAGAUAAAAAAGAUUCAUAA
Cotesia congregata is the source of this 429-nucleotide messenger RNA. NCBI's taxonomy places the organism in Eukaryota, Metazoa, Arthropoda, Insecta, Hymenoptera, Braconidae. The record is from the annotation of a GenBank genome assembly.